This is a messenger RNA of Verticillium dahliae VdLs.17, 849 nucleotides long. RefSeq lists its product as uncharacterized. NCBI's taxonomy places the organism in Eukaryota, Fungi, Ascomycota, Sordariomycetes, Glomerellales, Plectosphaerellaceae. The transcript is spliced from 2 exons. Gene Ontology annotation, biological process: carbohydrate metabolic process. The record is from RefSeq and is a predicted model, not a curated record. Gene Ontology annotation, molecular function: hydrolase activity, hydrolyzing O-glycosyl compounds. Bases 1 to 849 code for a protein of 282 amino acids.
AUGCUGAUAGAGACAGGUUCAUCAAAAGCCGGGGCAGACGGUAUCACUCUGCUGAAGAACCAAAAUGAUGUUCUGCUCAUAGAACAGGGGUCCGCGGUAGCCAUGAUCGGUCAGCACUCGUGGUCUGACGUGCUCGGCGGCGGCAGCGCACGCGUUGAUGCACUGCACGCGAUACCGCCUGUCCAGGGCUUCCGGAACCUUGUUUUCACAACCUUCGAGGCCCGCGGCGUUCCCGUGUUCGGAGCCGUCCCUCAUGCCGACCCGAGCAUCGUCUUCCCUCGCGAUCGCAAGACUGUCUCGUCGAGGCCAGUGAAAGUAAAAUGGUUCAACGGACCAAUCGUCGGCACGAAUCUCGCCCACGAGGAGACCAUCCCGCAAGCCGAGUACAUGAUCAAGGAAAACACCGGCCGCGCAACGCUCAACAUUGACAGCGAGCUCGUGUUCGACCGUCGGAAGGAGACCAAGCUGCGCUCAGAAUCCUUCUACUUCUUCAAGCAGCACCUCGAAAGGGGCGCCGCUACGGAAUCAAGCUCGAGUCCUGGGCCUGCGACCCCGCCACCCUCAACGCAGCACCGAUCUUCGGCAAAAUGUUUUCAAGGCAGCGCCGUGCGGUUCCACGAGGAAAUCGGCCUGGCCCGCGCAGGCCGAAGCCGCCGAGGCCGUUGCCGCUAUCGUGACCGCAGCGCGUCGAGGACGGGUCUCCGUUCGGGAACCUUCCUGCCGGCGAGGACAGUCUGCUGCGGUACGAAGAGGGUUUGGAUGUCCGGUAUCAAUGUCAUGAUCGCCCCGGGAACCCGGCGUCUCUCUUCCCCUUUGGUUUCGGGCUGUGGUAUACGACAUUUCGCGUGA